Messenger RNA from Melitaea cinxia (Glanville fritillary), 1000 nucleotides. RefSeq names its product beclin 1-associated autophagy-related key regulator-like (gene Atg14). Gene Ontology annotation, biological process: mitophagy; autophagosome assembly; cellular response to starvation. The coding region runs from base 132 to 737 and encodes 201 amino acids. Lineage: Eukaryota; Metazoa; Arthropoda; Insecta; Lepidoptera; Nymphalidae. Gene Ontology annotation, cellular component: autophagosome; mitochondria-associated endoplasmic reticulum membrane contact site; phosphatidylinositol 3-kinase complex, class III. The record is from RefSeq and is a predicted model, not a curated record. The transcript has 2 exons.
AUUUUUUUACGGCUGGCAACCCUGGGACUAACCUUUAUGUUUAUAUACUCUUUGCUCAGUAUUGAAUACAUAAGUACCGUUCGCUGCAGCUUUAACAAUUAGCAUUUUUAAAUAAAAUAAUUUCAAAAACAAUGGCUGUGAGCUACUACAAUGAGAAUGAGGCUCCACGAGAUUUUCGUGUGACUACCCCUGAGAGCGAGGAAAUCUAUGCAAAAUGCCGUCUCUGUUGUACGAUGAAGAAACACUUCUAUUGUGUAGAUUGUAUUCGAAAUGGUCGUUUUAUCCAUUCCUCGAUUCCUUACUCGUACAGUUUUUCAGACAAACAACACAGUUUGAUGAAACUUAAACUCUGCCGACAAACUAUUAUGGAACAAUGCAAGAUAUUACUGACACCGAAAUUGAAAAAAGAUGUACUAGUCACAGAAGUGAAGCAAUCCAAAGAUAAAAUAGAUUUAUUAAGAUUAGCAAUAGAACAACGACGGAGUAUAGUUGAGAAAAAGAAAAAAGAAUACAUACAACUACAGAAAUACAAUAAUGAUAUUAAAUUAAGGCUGCCGAGAUACCAAAAGAGGGUAUCUAAUAUAAGGAAGCACUUGCAGCAACAAAAAACCGAAUUGCAGAACAAAAUUAGUGUAUAUAGUGAUCAGUCUCAUUCUUUAGCAGCUCUCCGACGAUCGAGAAUACGUCAGCUAAUUAGAUACAUCUUUCCGAUAUAUAUUAGCUACGAUCUUAGGUGAGAAUAUUUAUUUUACUAUUUGUAAUUAUUUUACAGGCAAUGUGGCUUUGAAAAAAAAAAGGUUCUAAAUAGAUAAAAGCACUGCUUAAUUGCUAUCUAAACCAUGUGGGUGACUUGUACGUGCUUGACAACAAAUUGACACUACAAGGAAUGUUGUCUAUUAGUUUUUAAGAAUUAUCUGCUUUUUAGAGAUUUUCAUAUAAACUUAAUUUGUGUUUCUAAGAUUUCUUUUACAAAAAAAUGGGAAACUCAAAGAUUUAUGAA